Messenger RNA from Prorocentrum cordatum, 1476 nucleotides. The record is from the annotation of a GenBank genome assembly. NCBI's taxonomy places the organism in Eukaryota, Dinophyceae, Prorocentrales, Prorocentraceae.
AUGGUCGGGAUGAGGGGCUACGCUUUCAGGGUGCUGGCGCCGAAGGACAUUGCUGCCGUCCUGGGGAUGAUCGGAGUGCAUCCGGCAGUGACCCCGGAUGCCGUGGACAAGCCAACUUUGGAGGUUGCCAUGUCCGUGUUCCAGCACCUCGUGGAGUUCGCCUACGACAUGGACGUGGCCCAGGUGAAAGCUCAAACUCCACACCUCGCCCAGCCGACAGAGAUUUUCGACGAGGCUACUGACGUCUUGACGGUCUUCAAACUCGCCAAGCAGCUUGCGGCCAUUAACCUGGUCGAUGACUUCAGCCUCAGCGACAUAUGGGAGCCGAGCUCGAAGCGCUUCCGCGCCGUGCUGAGCGGGAUCGUCAACUUCUGCCGCUACAAGGAGGCUCAGGUGAUAGUGAUCACCGGCAUGAAGGCAGAUCUCCACUCGCUGGAUGCCGAGCGCCUCGAGCUCGUGGAGAGGACCAGCCAGGUCGGGGACGAGCUCAAUGUGGCGCGGGAGCGGCACAACCGGGAGCUGCAGGACCUCUUCGCCGCGGAGAGCGACGCGCAGGAGGCACAGGGCCUGGUGGACAAGCUGCGGCAGCAGAGGCACUCGGCCGACCGCCUGCUUGAGAGCAAGGAGGCCGUGCUGGGCGGCGCGAGGGAGCGGGCGGCCCAGAACGAGCAGCGCUGGUCGCAGGACCAGCUGCGGGAGGCGGACCUCCGCGACCAGAUCGCGGAGAGCCCCGAGGGCCUGGAGCGGGAGGUGCGGGAGCUGCACCAGGCGGUGCGCCAGCAGAAGGGGCGCCUGGAGGAGAGAGUCGACGAGAAGAGGGCCCGCGCGCAGCGCAACACCGUCCUUGGCUCCCUGGCGGAGCGCCUCAAGGGCUACAAGGAGGACCUGGCCAAGGUCCACGAGGCCGCCGGCCAGGCCGCUGCUGCCAAGAGCCACGCCUGCUCCGCGGGCGAGGAGCUGGCCGCCCUGAGGCGCGGCCUCGAGGCGCAGAGGGCCGAGGAGGCCGAGCUGGACCAGGCGGUGAAGCAGACACAGGCGGAGCUGGAGAAGGCCAAGCAGGCACACGAGGGCCGCCUGCAGCAGCUCGAGGCCCGCAGGAGGCAGGCGCUGCUGCAGCACCAGGAGCUGCAGGCCAGGCGCACGGAGGAGCAGAGGCAGCUGGCCGCACUGCAGGCACGCCGCCUGGAGCUGGACGCGGAAGUGGCCGGCGCGCGCCGCGCGCACGAGGCCGAGAUGAACGACCUGAGGGCGCAGCUUCAGCAGCUGCGCGAGGAGGCGCUUGCUUACGUCCAGGGCGUCGAGGCAGAGUGUGAGGCCUACAGCGCCAGGAUCUCGGGCAGCGUCGGCGCGCCGAGCGGCAAGCUGCUGACGGGCUCUCCGGAGGCCAAGCGCGCGCAGCGCCGGCUGGGCUACACGCCGAGCCCCCAGCGUGUGCGCUGCAUUCGGCAGCCACUCGUCCUGUCGCCGGGCGCGUAG